UUCGCAACCCAGGGCUGCUACGGCUGGUCAUCCCAGCCUCCUGGGACUUCGGUUUGCCCGAGCGACGGAGCACCUGGCGAGGGUUCUCUGGGGAUGUCGCUCGGCCACUUUCCACCAGGAACUUAACCCGCCGUGCCUGCAGCCCGGAUGGGACCGCCGGAAUGCUCUGAAGUCUCCAGUGAAUAUUGAAUUGCUGAGGAAUUUGGUAAAAGGCAAGCUGAAGUUCCCAGUCCAUGGAUCCCUUGGGUGCACCUUCCCAGUUUGUGGAUGUGGAUACACUACCAAGCUGGGGCAACUCUUGUGAAGAUCAGUUACAUGCUUCUGAUACUACAGCCGAAACGUAUCAGGAGGAGCCUAUUCGAUCACCAUUUCUUUAUAAUAAGGAUAUCAAUGGAAAAGUGGUUCUUUGGAAAGGAGAUGUGGCAUUACUGAACUGUACAGCUAUUGUUAAUACCAGCAAUGAAAGUCUUACAGAUAAGAAUCCUGUGUCAGAAAGUAUCUUCAUGCUUGCAGGGCCUGAUUUGAAGGAGGACCUCCAGAAACUUAGAGGUUGCCGGACAGGUGAAGCAAAAUUGACGAAAGGAUUUAACCUAGCUGCCCGGUUCAUCAUUCACACAGUGGGACCUAAAUACAAGAGCCGCUAUCGCACAGCCGCUGAGAGUUCCCUGUACAGCUGCUACAGAAAUGUGCUUCAGCUGGCAAAAGAGCAGUCCAUGUCUUCUGUUGGAUUCUGUGUCAUCAAUUCUGCAAAACGAGGUUACCCUUUAGAGGAUGCAACACACAUAGCACUUCGCACUGUAAGGAGAUUUCUCGAAAUUCACGGAGAGACUAUUGAAAAAGUAGUGUUUGCUGUCUCUGAACUUGAAGAGGCUACUUACCAAAAGCUGCUACCUCUGUACUUCCCAAGGUCAUUAAAGGAGGAGAGUCACUCCUUGCCAUACAUACCUGCAGAUAUUGGAAAUGCCGAAGGGGAGCCUGUGGUACCUGAACGGCAGAUAAGAAUAAGUGAAAAACCUGGUGCCCCGGAGGACAACCAAGAAGAGGAGGAAGAAGGCUUGGGAGUUGAUCUCUCUUUCAUCGGCUCUCAUGCUUUUGCUCGAAUGGAAGGUGAUAUUGAUAAGCAGAGAAGACUGAUCCUUCAAGGACAGUUAUCAGAGGCAGCCCUGCAGAAGCAGCAUCAAAGAAAUUAUAAUCGCUGGUUGUGUCAAGCAAGAUCUGAGGAUCUUUCUGAUAUUGCUUCUUUAAAAGCCUUAUACCAAACAGGUGUUGAUAACUGUGGUCGCACAGUGAUGGUGGUAGUUGGAAGAAACAUUCCUGUAACAUUAAUAGAUAUGGACAAGGCUCUCUUAUAUUUUAUCCAUGUAAUGGAUCACAUUGCUGUGAAGGAAUAUGUGUUAGUGUAUUUUCACACACUGACCAGCGAAUACAAUCACCUGGACUCUGACUUCCUGAAGAAACUCUACGAUGUUGUUGAUGUCAAGUACAAGAGGAAUUUGAAGGCUGUUUAUUUUGUUCAUCCAACAUUUCGCUCAAAGGUAUCAACAUGGUUUUUUACCACCUUUUCUGUCUCAGGACUGAAGGACAAAAUCCACCACGUGGACAGCCUCCACCAGCUAUUUUCUGCCAUCUCACCAGAACAGAUCGACUUUCCUCCUUUCGUCCUUGAAUAUGAUGCCAGGGAAACGUGAAUGUGAGAGAGGAUUGGGUUUCAGGUCCCAACUUGCCUCAUUAAUGACCAAGUACCAGACCUGAAGAUAGCAGCUGACUGUCUUACACCAAGCUAAGAAUGCACAGAAGCCUGAGGGAAGGCUCUGAGGUGAUGAGGCAGGCUGGCCAAGGAGUUUGGUGCAGCCUUCCGUGAUGGUGGAGACUGAGGUACCCAGAAUAACUAAAAUGAGCCGUAAAGCCUACACGGCCAGAGCUGCUCCCACCCUUCCUGACAGCUGGGUCUCUACACACACACAGAGUGAGCACUGUCUCCCCAUGGAGCUACUCUCAAGUGAAGCUCACCUGCACAGACCUGGGCACCACACCAGCAUGUGUCUCCUGUCAGGCUAGGAAUCGGAGCAGGGAUGUGCCUUUCACAUCACUUUAGCAGAAUCCAAAAAAUUCAGUGUGGUACACCGAGUUCUCUAAUACUUCCUGCCUGUCCUUACAAGCCACCUCUGAAUGUCCCUGAGCGUCUUCUGAAGCUGUUUCCAACCUAUGCUGUCUCUUACUUUUUAUUUUUACUCUGUGAUAGAUAAUUUUCUGUUCUUUUUUCCGAAAUAUGUGCUUUUUAAGGUUUGAGAAGUACCUGCUAAACAUAGCAUUUGACAGUUUGGUUUAAAUUGUAAACCAAAUUGUUCCAUACUCAUCUUCCUAAGGUCUCCUGUCUCAUGUGAUCAUCCCCAGAUGAAAAUAGCUCUUGAUCAGGCCCCAUGUUCUUGGGGAACUUCUGGGCACCCAGUGGUAACCACAAACUACCUUUUGGGUCCGUGACUCUUCUUAAUCACACCAAAGAGGUUCUGUGUUUUCCUCCUCAGGACAGCAAAAUAAUUGAAGUGGAACAAGGUGCUGCUUCUGCCUUCUCAUUUCAGGUCUCAUACUGUAAACACAUUUCCUUUCUGUGUUCUAUUUGGUGCCCUGUGUUUUGCGUUUUUGCUCUUUGUUGAUUUCUCUGUUUAAAAUGGCUCCCAGAGUGGUGCAGAAGUACUGUCUCGUGUUCCUAAAUGCAGGAAGGCUGUGAUGUGCUUUAUGGAGAAGAUACGUGUUAAACUUCACCCAGGCGUCAGUUAUAGUGCUGUUGGCCAUGAGUUCAGUGUUACUGCAUCACUGAUGUAUAUAUCAUACAGAGGGGUCUGUAAACAGAAACACACAGAAAACAAAGUUGUAGAUGGAUUGGUUGAUGAAAAUGUUGUGACCAGAGGCUCAAAUGAACUUCAUCUUGUUUUCUUCCCAGGGGCAAUGUUUCAGGAUUUGCUAAUUUAGUGUUGGCAGCAACUUUACAGAACGUAACUCCCAUAAGUAAUAAGAAUCAAUUGUAGUUGUGAGCCAGGGAACCCACGCUACUGUGUCCUACUAAAGAGUUAGACACACGUUUACUACCUACUCAAACAAGUAACUUGUCAAACAGCAGCCACGCCCAAGCUCCAGGAAUAGUCUUGUACACGAGGGCUGUAGUUCUUAACGGCAUGCAUCUUAUAACCUGGUAGGGAUACUAAGUUUCUAAAAUUUCUUGUAAACAUUCAGGACAAGUAUGAAUCUGAUAUUAAUAACCAGUUCUCUUACAACAGGAGAUGGACAAAAUCCCUAGCCAGAGGGACUAAGGAAAUGUCUGUUUUGUCUGUUCUUGCCCACCUAUUCUGUCAGCGCUUCUCCUUUCCGCACUAAAAGGUGAUCAGCUACCUGAAAGCUCCUCUUCACAGUCCUGCAUCCGACGAGAAUCUUGAUAAGCAACAAGUUUGUAGGUCCUUCCCCACUCGUAAGAGAUGUCUGGGAAAAGCCUAGUCCAGGUGUUGCAAGAAGGUUAUGUUUUAGAUACUAACUCUAACCACAGCUACUUGCAUCACUAUGGUGAAAAUGACCAUGACACCCUCCUGGGCUGAGCAGGAGAAAGCGCUAAAGUUUAAGAGUAACAGCUGGUGUGCCCAUAUAUUUGCCCAAUUUUCCACGACUGCCAUAUACCUGAUAUUUGAAUGUCAUGAAUCACAUAGAAUCAUUGACCCACUUACCAUACAGUGAAACAUAAAGACUUUCUACUCAAUCAAGGCUAGAUCAUGAUUCUAGACUCUCUUGCUGUGCAUUUCACUACUUUCCAUAUCAUUCUGAGAAUCUUCCUUGUCUAGAACCUCCGGUAUCACCUCUGAGAUCUUUCUUUAAAUACUAACAUCUGUCCUUUGAAUGUGUUGGGACCACUUGCCCCUCCUCAGAAGGGGAACCACCACCUCCCCACUUGUAUUUGUGAUGAUUUGGUCCCUGAUGACCCCUUUCUCUCCCAGCAGAAUGUCAUCACCAGGAGGCUAAUACCUCAUUCAUGAGAGCCCUGUUUUUAUCUAGAUUCUUUCUCACCGUGCUGGUCUGCAGCAUGUGUCUACUUGUGGGAUCUAGGUGGUCUGUUAGAGACUGGUGACCUUCCUGUCACAUAGCAACAAAUUUCAGAGAGUUGUCACUGCAAGCAGUUGCUCUUAGUUCAAGCUUGAAAGUGUGGAAUCUUUAGCAGCUUUAUUUCUAUUGCUGCAGCCAUCUCUCUGCAUAUUGGCUACUUGGGAAAUCCUUGCUAUAAUGCGAUUUGCCAAGCUUUGUCAAGUCUGGAAAUAGGCUUUUGGGUGCUGCGUGCCACAAAAUGUUUUCUUCACAUUGCUGCAGUAACAAAAGGAGUUUUAUUAAGCUUCCGCAUGGGUUUUGGUGAAAGACAGCAGCUUCCCACGUGGACUGUACCCUGCAGCAGGGCAAACGAUGCAGGACCUGUUUUGAACACCCCAGUAUCCACAGUGCUGAGCACAACACCUGCACUAACUAUGUAUUUUUUUCACUGACUGAUUGGUCUAAGUGCCGCCUUGGAGUCUCACAUUAAUCAGAAGCCCUGCCCUUUAUAGUUAAUUCUGGACAUGACAGUAUAAAUAUGCACUCCUUGACUACUCUAUAUUUUGAAAAUAGCCUACUUGUUGCCAGGCAUAUGGGCGGUAUUAAAAUGUUUCACACCCAUUUUUAUGUUUUUCUUGACUUUAUACUGUAAUACUAUCAUGAAAAACAAUUAGGCAUGUAUCUACAAAGCCACGCACUGUAACGGGGGUGGUGGGGGGGGGGGGGGGGCGGGUUGGAGAAGGUAGGAAGAAGAGGAGACAGGAAAAUCAGUGUCUUGCUCUGUUUAAAUAUCUAAAUGGCUUUUGGUAUUGUGUGAGUUAUUUGUAGAGACAUAAAGGUUGGAUAUCUUUUCACCAACAGUGCAUUCUUUGGAAAGUGAGAUAGGGCCUGUCCCUGUUUAGAAAGGCUUAAUUGUAUCCUAUGUUUUAAGAGCUGAAGAUUCUUUUUCUUCUUGUCUUCCUUGUUUAUAGCACUUAACUUGGUAGAAUGUUGCCGAAAGAACGUGGGCUCUGAAACUGGAAGACCUGGGUUUGAACCUCAGCCUCUCAGUUUUUCUUAUCUAUCUGGUCUUUAUCUCUAGACCUUAUUCUCUUUUCAUAAUUAUGUUCAUCACUCAAAAUGUAGCUGAAGAUAAAUUGUAAACUGUAAAGCACAAUAUCUAACUAGUAAAGUAUCAUCAUCACCUCCCUUAUAAAGUCAAGACCAACCUUUUGAUACUGGAUAGUGUAAGGAUUUGCUCGAAUUAUAUCUUUUAGCAAAGGCCUCUGCCCACCCACAUCUAAUAUAAUAAAUGCAAGGACUUUGCCAAGGCAAAUUCCUGAAAAGAACACAGUGCAAGAGAAGCAGUUCACAAAGUUCUGUGAGUUUUGAUCAACGAUUACAUCCUGCUGCAGUGUUAGCAAGAGCUGGCAACCAACCUGAAAUAGAGAAAAGAAGUGACGAAAAUGUCAAGAUUCCUCAAGCAGAUAUGUCACAGAAUGAGUCGGAGCAGACAAGGACGUUGCGUUCAGUGAUAAAGGCCAGGAGAUCUGGCCAUCUCUGUACCAAAUUAUCGCUAUCUUAUUUGAAGAAUCUCACUUUGCUGUGAAGGCUUGAAAACAAACACAUUCCAGCAGAGAAUUGUCAGUCCUGACCUUUGUUCUGAGUGACCUACGGACAGGAAUAGUAUACUGUACUUUCGUGUCUUAUAGUUUUAAUACUUUUUUUCAAAUAAACUUUUGGGAAUAUGCGAUAUGACAGUUGCAAGUGAGCAUUUGCGAAGACUAGAACUUUAUUUGAAUUUGAGGCUGUUCCAGAGAGACUACGUGAUAAUAACGGUACAUAGGAUGUCCUUGUUUGGUCAUCGUACUGGUGAGGUGUGACCUUGCAGAGAUUUUCCAGAAAGUGUCAGAUCUGGGAGUAUGUUGAACUCGAUCGAAUUUUUAACAUGUCUUAAGAGCAUUCCUGUGGGCAAUUCUGAGUUGGAUUUUUUUUAAUUCUCUUAUAGCUGCAAGUGUGAAGAAAGCGCACAGGAAUAGAAAAUGCAUGUUCUCCAUAUUUUCCAGAGGAAAUUUUGUUGCGGAAAAUCUCCUACAUGGUUCCCAAAGCAGUUUUUUUCACUGGGUAAACCAAGAAGCUCUGCACUCUUUUCUCAACCUUUUAUGAGAGAGUCUGAUAUUCUAACCCAAGUUAUCAGGCUUUAACCUCUGGUACAUUUGCUCUGAUGUCCUUAUAUCUGCAAAAGCACACUUAAAAAAUGGGCUAUGCAGGAAAGAAAAGAGAAACUGAUAUCAGUGAACCAACCAAAGGAAGAAAGGGAAAGGAACUAACGACACUGAAGAAGGCACAGAGGGAAAUGGAUUAUACAGUGGGUUGGGGAGGAGUUUUCCUGAAGAACAUCUUGUAUCAGAGGAUGAUUAUGACCAUGUCAAAGGAAAAAUUCUUACAGAACUUCUUUCUUUCUUCCUAGGGGUCUCUGAUCAUAGGAUACACACCAGUGAGUCUGGGGGAAGAAGUGGAGGUAUAAGGUCACAUUUCUGACAAUCCUGAAUUCUGUUUUACAAUCAUUUGAGUUUACUGAAACUAUGUUCCUGCCGUUUGUAUUUAAAAUCUUCAGUAAGCCUCAGAGAGAAGCUGAAACAGCAUGGUGAAGUGAUAAUAACGGCCAGUGCAUAUAAUCCCUUACCAUGUGGUAGGCAUUGUUCUAUAUAUGAACACAUUUGAUUCUCCCAAGAAUCCUGUGAGGCUAGAACUUUUAUUAUCCCCACUCUACAGAUGAGGAAAUUGAGGUGCAAUGAGAAUUAAGACUGAGUCAUUAGCAGAAGGGCCAGGAUUUGAACCUAGUAUUGAAGUCUCCAGGUUUCCAAUUUUCCAACUAAUAGUAAGAGGAGUUCCUUCCCUGAGGACACCCUGUGAAUUGGUGGUGGGGUCGAUGGGAAUUCAGGCUCUCAGGCUCCCCAUGUGGCUUUAUGGGCCUCACGACUGGCACCAGCGUUAAAGGCUGUUAGGCACUGAAGUGUUUAAUGUUGAGCUUUAUACAAAGUGAACAAAAAUAUGCUAGCAACUAAAUGGGAAUGUGUAUUUGAUUUUAGGAUUGAGUAUUUUGUCCUAUCAUUAAAUAUUUGCCCUUUCUAUGAGAAGACUUGUCUCGUCCACCACCCAAAUAAGUGCAUGACCCAGUAGGAAACAAGAAAUUGGUAUUCUCCUGUGGUCACUUGGGAAAGAAUGUUUUUGAUAUGGCGAGACUAAGUUCCAGAAUUCAGCAUGUAGUUACAAUCAGUAAAAUAUACAUAUAUUGUAUAAUAAUACUUUGUUUACUUAUUUAUCCUCUUCUGAUAGUUUCCAACUGUGUUUUGACCAAAUUAAUCAGAAGGAUGAUUUUCUUUU
Molecule: messenger RNA, 7431 nt
Organism: Hippopotamus amphibius kiboko
Lineage: Eukaryota; Metazoa; Chordata; Mammalia; Artiodactyla; Hippopotamidae
Gene: GDAP2
Product: ganglioside induced differentiation associated protein 2
Exons: 14
Coding region: 234-1688 (484 amino acids)
Source: RefSeq, a predicted model, not a curated record